Etheostoma spectabile (orangethroat darter) is the source of this 4567-nucleotide messenger RNA. Its product is annotated as collagen alpha-6(VI) chain-like. NCBI's taxonomy places the organism in Eukaryota, Metazoa, Chordata, Actinopteri, Perciformes, Percidae. The record is from RefSeq and is a predicted model, not a curated record.
GACGGGAGAAGGUCUCGAGCCGUCGCAGCACGAUGGGAAGAACCAGUCUGGUCCUCAGCUUCAUCGUAGCGGCGUGUUUCUCUGGCAUCGCUGCUCAGAAUAAAGGUUGUGAAAAAGCCAACGUGGCCGACAUCGUCUUCCUAGUUGACGGCUCCUCCAGCAUCAGCCCUGGGAACUUCCAGGAGGUCCGGUCUUUCCUCCGCAACUUCAUCAAAGCCCUCGACAUCGGGCCCAACAAAGUUCGGAUCGGGUUGGCCCAGUACAGCGAUGAGCCCCAACCCGUGUUCCUGCUGAAGGACCACUCCGACAAGAGGUCUCUGCUGGCCGCCGUGGAGAGAAUCCAGCUCCUCGGAGGAGGAGGCACUGAGACCGGCAAAGCCAUCGAGUUCCUCCAGAAGCAGUUCUUCACCAAGGAGGCGGGAAGCCGAGCUGAUCAACGGGUGCCUCAGAUCGCUGUCGUUAUCACGGAUGAGGAGUCCUCUGAUAACGUGAAGGCACCCGCCCGGAAGCUCAGGCAAGACGGGGUCCUGGUGUUUGGCGUCGGGGUGGGAGGCACCAACCGGGAGCAGCUGGAGUCCAUCGCCAACUACCCCCCAGAUCGCUUCAUGCACUCAUUCGACAGCUACCAGGCUCUGCAGAGGCGGACGGAUGAGCUGCUGGAUACGGUUUGUGGCUCUGUGGUGGAGCAAAAGGAAGCUUUGGCAGAAAGGUUUGCAGAUGUUUUCUUCCUGGUGGACAGCAACAUCGCUCCAGCCCAGUUCACGCUUUUUAGAAACGACCUUUUGAAACUGAUCAAUCAGAUUAACCCCGGAGCGUCCACCUACCGUAUCGGGAUGGCGCAGUACGGUGAAGAUACGCAGGUUCAGUUCCUUCUCAAUGCUCAUCAAACUAAACAAGAGCUCCAGGCUGCUGUCAAAGGUUUCCGCCUGCGCCCGCAACCCAACCGGCCCCGUAACCUGGGCCGGGCCCUGCAGAACGCCAACACUCGCUUCUUUACCAAAGAGGCGGGGGGGCGUGCGCACCUGGGCGCCCGGCAGUUCCUGGUGGUCGUGAGUGGAAGAGACUCAGACGAUCUUGUGUAUCAGGAUGCUCGGAAGAUCAAAUCAGCAGGGGUUACCGUUGUUGGGAUGAGUGCAGGUGCAAGUCUGGAUGCCCUGUAUCGAUUCGCCAGCUCUGGGUACGCGUUCGAUUCUCCCAAAGUACUGAUCCUGAAGGAAUCCAUCGUGACUGAGAUAAAGGACGACAUUACUGAAGAUUGCAAAGGAGCCAACAUUGCAGACAUUGUGUUCAUUGUUGACGAGUCGGGAAGCAUUGGAGCGGAGAACUUCCAGCUGGUGCGCUCGUUCCUGCACUCCCUUGUGGGCAGCCUGGACGUAAGGCCGAAUAAAGUCCAAGUAGGCAUCGUUACGUACAACGAGGAGCCCAAAGCCCAGGUCUACCUCAACACGUUCGAUAACAGGGACGAAAUCCUGCAGUUCAUCAGCCGGCUGCCUUACACUGAAGGGGGGACGAACACCGGAGCUGCCCUGAACUUCACGCGGGACUACAUCUUCAUUGAGGAGUCGGGCAGCAGGAGAAGGAAGGGCGUCCAGCAGGUGGCGGUGGUGAUCACCGACGGGGAAUCCCAGGACGGCGUGCUUGACGCAGCAGCCAGUCUCCGUCGGGAGGACGUCAACGUGUACGCUGUAGGGAUCGGCAACGCCAACAAGGAAGAACUGGAGCAGAUGGCGUCUCACCCCGUCGAUAGGCAUGUCUUCAAGGUGGACAGUUUCACCGAGCUGAGGGCGCUGACGCACAGCCUGCAGAAAGUCGUCUGCGAAAACAUCAUCCAUCAAGCCGUCAGAGUCAGCGUGAGGGACUCCGAGGCCAAAAAAGCAUGUGUACAAAAGGAUGAAGCGGACAUCUUCUUCCUGAUGGACGACUCGGGAAGCAUUGGGAACCAAGACUUUGAAGACAUGAGGAACUUCAUCAUCAAGUUUUUUCGUACCUUCAACAUCGGGCCGGACCACGUCCGCGUCGGGCUCGUGAAAUAUGCUGAUGAUCCAUCUUUGCAAUUUGACCUGACGGCCUCCUCAGAUGUUGAUAAAAUGGAGACACGCGUGAAGAAUAUUGUACAUCAAGGCGGUGGGACAGAGACAGGAAAAGCCCUAAAAUCCAUGGGCCAGCACUUUAGGAGAGCGAAGCAAACCCGUGGUCACAAAGUCCCAGAGUACCUGAUCGUCAUCACAGAUGGGGAGUCCACUGACGACGUCAAGGCUCCAGCCGAAGAGCUGAGGCUGCAGGGGGUCACCAUCUUCGCCAUCGGGGUUAAAGACUACAACCAAUCAGAGCUGGUAGAUAUCGCGGGCGACACCAAGAGGACUAUCCAGGUCAAUAAUUUUGAUGCCUUGAAAUCUAUCAACAACGACAUCAUCGAAGAAAUCUGUUCUGAAGACGUUUGCAGAGAUGUACAGGGAGACAUAUUUUUCUUAGUGGACGGCUCCGAGAGCAUCUCUAAGGAGGACUUCAAGAAAAUGAAAGAGUUCAUGAAAAGUGUCAUCAGCAAGCCGGCCAUCGAGCAGAGUAAGGUGCACGUCGGUCUCAUGCAGUUCAGCAGUGACAACCGGCUGGAGUUUCCCCUCGGCCGAUACUACGGCAGAGAUGAGAUCCUCACCUCCAUCGAUGGUAUGAAGCAGCUGGACCAGGGCACCCUCACAGGGAAGGCCCUCACUCAGGUGUCACAGUAUUUCGAUGUGAACAACGGGGGGCGUCCGGACGUCAGUCAGAGGCUGAUCGUGAUAACAGACGGCGAGGCCAAAGACGAGGUCCUGGGCCCCGCUGAGGCCCUGAGGAAAAAGGGAGUGGUGGUGUACGCCAUCGGGGUGGGGGAGGCCAACACCACCCAGCUGUUGGACAUCAGCGGCUCCCCAGACAGGGUGUAUUCUAAGAAAGACUUUGAUGCGCUGAAGGACUUGGAGAGCCAGGUGUCUCUGGAGCUCUGCCAGCAAAAUUGUACAAUUAAAACCGCCGACAUUAUUUUCCUGGUGGACAGCUCCACAAGCAUCGAUGGAACCGAGUAUGAAAGCAUGCGGAUCUUCAUGGAGACAAUAGUGAAACAAACCACAGUUGGCAAGGACAUGACUCGUUUUGGGCUCAUUUCCUACUCCGAUGAGCCCCAGUCUCACUUUUCCUUGCGUGACUACGACACCAAACGAAAAGUUCUGGAAGCGAUACCGAAGCAGAAGCCGAAAGAAGGAGACACCCACACGGGCGAGGCCUUGCAGUUCUCUUUGGAGUACUUCGACGUUGCACACGGGGGCCGUAAAGCAUCGAAUGUCCCUCAGAUUCUCAUGGUGAUCACCGACGCCGCCACCAACCCGUACAUCUUAAAGGAGCACUCCGACGCGCUGCGAGCCAACGGGAUCACCGUCAUCAGCGUCGGAGUCAAAGAGGCGAAAAUUGAUCAGCUGGAGACUAUGGCCGGGGGAGACACAUCCAAAGUUUUCUUUGUGGACAAUUUUAAGGCUCUGGAAACUCUGUAUAGAAAAAUGUCUUCUGUCCUCUGCAACUCCACAAAGCCAGCUUGCCAGAUUGGCGAUGUCGUCUUCCUACUGGAUCGUUCUAGCAGCAUCGACGAAACCAAACACAACAUCAUGAAAAACUUCACGACAAACCUAGUCGACAGCUUCGAAGUGGGUGAAGAGUUUGUGCAUUUUGGACUCUGCCAGUUCAGCACCACGCCUAACGAUGAGUUCUACCUCAACGAGUACUUCAAUAAGAAGGAUUUACAAACCGAAAUCCUUAAGGCCAACACAGGGGGAGACACGUACUUAGGCAGAGCCUUGGACCACAUUAAGGAUUACUUCGACAAGUCCAAGGGCAGCCGAGACCAGGUCCCCAAAAACCUGGUCCUGAUAACAGAUGGGGACUCUCAUGAUGACGUGGAGGACCCGGCUGACGUUCUCAGGGACAUGAACAUCGAGGUGUUUGCCAUCGGCGUUGGAGACGUCCACGACCUGCAGCUCCUGCAGAUCGCCGGCACCCCCGAGAGGCUGUUCACCGUGCGCAACUACGAUGUCUUGCACAACAUCAAGCAAAAGGUGGUCGACGUCAUGUGCGAUGACCCAAACCCUCCUCCACUCCAGCCGACAUCAUCCCCACGACCCCCCACGCCGCCGCCACCCCCGAAAGACUGCACCAUUGAUAUCGCCAUAGGAUUCGAUAUUUCUCAAAGGACCGGAGCCCCUGGUGAGCUUCUGGUCAGCGGCCAGGCCAAGCUGCAGAACUUCCUGCCAAAGAUCCUCAAGUACAUUUCCUCAUUAGAAGGCCUGUGCUGUGUCGGCCCCGCCCCCAUCAAGCCCAACAUCGCCUUCCUAGUGGUAGAUAGAGAUGGGCGUACCUUGUACGACACAAACUUUGAGGGCUACAGGGCGGACGUGGUGAACAAAGUCAUGACCCUGCCCAUGACACAACCUUCCUAUUUCAACACGGCCAUGAUAAACGCCUUCAAGCAGAGGUUCAAGAUCCAGUCCAAAGCUCAUGUGAAGGUGAGUGUGGCACAGCUGGCAAACCCAGAAAAUCAAUGAAA